AUGCCCGCGAAAUCGCGAUUCACGAGGCUCGAUGCCUUUACCAAGACGGUCGAAGAUGCGCGCGUGCGCACAACAUCCGGUGGGGUUGUCACCAUAGUCAGCUUGUUGGUUGUCUUUUGGUUAACGUGGGGCGAGUGGGCCGAUUACAGGAGAGUAACGGUACGGCCAGAAUUGGUGGUCGAUAAGGGCAGAGGCGAACGCAUGGAGAUCGCCCUGAACGUAACGUUUCCAAGAGUGCCAUGCGAACUACUCACUCUCGAUGUCAUGGAUGUAUCUGGCGAGUUGCAAAUGGGCGUCACGCACGGUAUCAACAAGGUUCGACUAAGUCCUGAGAAGGAGGGUAGCAAAGUUAUCGACAUCAAGGCUUUGGAUCUGCACGCUGACGAAGCGUCACAUCUGGCCCCCGACUACUGCGGCGAAUGUUACGGCGCCCCUUCCCCCACCAACGCAAUCAAACCUGGCUGUUGCAACACCUGCGACGAAGUCCGCGAUGCUUAUGCCUCAAUCUCAUGGUCCUUUGGCCGUGGAGAGGGAGUCGAACAAUGCGAGAGAGAGCACUACGCCGAACAUCUCGAUCAACAACGCCAGGAAGGAUGUCGUCUUGAGGGCAGUAUCCGUGUCAACAAGGUCGUCGGAAACUUCCACAUUGCUCCUGGAAAGUCCUUCUCCAACGGCAACCUGCACGUCCACGAUCUCGAGAACUACUUCAAGGAUGAGUACGCGCACACCUUUACCCAUCGGGUCCACCAGCUUCGCUUUGGCCCUCAGCUCAGCGAUGUGGUCGUCCAAGACAUGCAGAGGAAACACCAAGGCUCAGCCGCCGGUGGAUGGUCGAACCACCACAUCAAUCCUCUCGAUGACACCGAGCAGCACACCGACGAGAAGGCAUACAACUACAUGUACUUCAUCAAGGUCGUGUCGACCGCUUACCUGCCUCUCGGCUGGGAGAAGGAGAUUAGUCGUCCCGGUAAACAAGAUGAGCUGCUCGGCGCCACGAUUGAUGCUACAUAUAAGGGCAGUAUUGAGACGCACCAGUACUCUGUUACUAGUCAUCAUAGGAGUCUCCAGGGUGGUACUGAUGAGAAGGAGGGUCACAAGGAAAGAAUCCACGCCAGGGGAGGUAUUCCCGGCGUUUUCUUCUCUUAUGACAUUUCACCAAUGAAGGUCAUAAACCGCGAAGUCCGCGAGAAGACUUUCUCUGGCUUCCUCGUCGGUCUCUGCGCCGUAAUUGGUGGUACUCUCACCGUCGCUGCAGCCGUGGACCGGGCACUGUAUGAGGGUGUGAACAGGAUUAAGAAAAUCCAUUCACAGUAG
Alternaria postmessia is the source of this 1314-nucleotide messenger RNA. RefSeq lists its product as uncharacterized. Gene Ontology annotation, biological process: retrograde vesicle-mediated transport, Golgi to endoplasmic reticulum; endoplasmic reticulum to Golgi vesicle-mediated transport. NCBI's taxonomy places the organism in Eukaryota, Fungi, Ascomycota, Dothideomycetes, Pleosporales, Pleosporaceae. The coding region runs from base 1 to 1314 and encodes 437 amino acids. The transcript is spliced from 3 exons. The record is from RefSeq and is a predicted model, not a curated record. Gene Ontology annotation, cellular component: endoplasmic reticulum; endoplasmic reticulum membrane; Golgi membrane.